This is a messenger RNA of Exophiala oligosperma, 4170 nucleotides long. RefSeq lists its product as uncharacterized. Gene Ontology annotation, molecular function: ATP binding; P-type ion transporter activity; ATP hydrolysis activity. Gene Ontology annotation, biological process: intracellular calcium ion homeostasis. NCBI's taxonomy places the organism in Eukaryota, Fungi, Ascomycota, Eurotiomycetes, Chaetothyriales, Herpotrichiellaceae. The record is from RefSeq and is a predicted model, not a curated record. Gene Ontology annotation, cellular component: endoplasmic reticulum membrane. The transcript is spliced from 2 exons. Bases 115 to 4077 code for a protein of 1320 amino acids.
ACUGCAACCUUUUUUUCUAGGACACUGUGUUCCGAGAUCUAUCGCAGUCACUGCCACUGAGCAGAUAUCACUGCGCAUUUUUGAUUGAGCGCGAGCUCUUGACUGACGCUCGCCAUGGCGCAGAGAUCGGCGAAACUCGUCGACAACGACCAAAUUCAGUCCGCUAGUCUACACAAUCCUCUACCUGUCUAUCUGAAGGCAUAUGUCUGGCCUUUCACUAUACUAUGGCCCAUCUUCCUUGCAUUCUAUCUCAGCGAAGAUCUUUACGACGAGUACAUAGAUGGUCAAGAGUGGACUUUUGUAUGGAUAGCGACCGUCACCACUCUUCAGUCCCUGACCUGGCUCUCGACAAAAUGGAAUGUCAAUUUGGAUACCACCUUCACUACAACAAAGGCGACAAAGGUUGAAAAUGCUCAGCUGAUCAAGGUCAUUCCCAUCAUUAAUUCCGGUUCGCCAUCGAUAUGCAAGUUGGAAAAGGGAAAAGACGGGAGAAUCUUCUUCCUGUUCCAGAAGAGACGUUUCGACUACUCAUCGGAGAAAGGCACCUUCGCGCCGCUAUCGUAUCCUCUGGAUGGGCAGAAGAAGCCUUUACUUCGAGAGUUCCAAAUGACCCAAGGUCUGACGUCUGCGACCGAGCUCGACACAAUCCAGCAACACUAUGGAGACAACACCUUCGACAUUCCUGUCCCUACCUUCAUGGAGCUGUGGAAAGAGCAUGCUGUUGCACCUUUUUUCAUUUUCCAGGUGUUUUGUGUCGGUCUGUGGUUACUGGAUGACUACUGGUAUUAUUCACUUUUUACGCUGUUCAUGUUGGUGGCUUUCGAGAGUACCGUGGUUUGGCAAAGACAACGAACUUUGAACGAGUUCCGAGGUAUGAGCAUCAAGCCAUAUGACAUCUGGGUGUACCGAGAAAAGAAAUGGGUGGAAAUCAAGAGUGACAAACUGCUUCCUGGUGACCUGGUGUCUGUUGGUAGAACCCAGGAAGACUCUGGUGUGGCAUGUGAUAUGCUCCUUAUCGAGGGGACUGCUAUUGUGAACGAGGCUAUGUUGUCUGGUGAAAGCACUCCGCUUCUCAAGGAGUCCGUUAUGCUUCGGCCUGGUGAUGCUCCGAUCGAGCCAGAAGGGCUGGACAAGAAUGCUCUACUUUGGGGCGGCACAAAGGUUUUGCAGAUAACGCAUCCAGCCGCUAGCGAAGAUGCACCAGACAGUGUCCCGAUUGUCAAAUCAGGAGUGCCCGCCCCGCCUGACAAGGGUGCCAUGGGUGUAGUGCUGAAAACUGGUUUCGAAACCAACCAAGGAAGCCUCGUUCGGACCAUGAUCUAUUCCACAGAACGCGUUUCGGCCAAUAAUGCGGAGGCUUUGUGGUUCAUCUUAUUCCUGUUGAUUUUCGCACUGGCAGCAUCAGGAUAUGUGUGGCAGGAAGGUGUUCGAAACAACCGAAAGAGAUCAAAGCUACUUCUCGACUGUAUCUUGAUCGUGACCAGCGUUGUGCCACCAGAAUUACCUAUGGAGCUGUCACUGGCUGUCAACACUAGUCUGGCAGCCCUCAGCAAGUUUGCCAUCUUCUGUACAGAGCCUUUCAGAAUUCCUUUUGCUGGACGUGUUGACGUUGCCUGCUUUGAUAAGACUGGUACACUCACAGGCGAAGAUCUAGUCGUCGACGGAAUUGCUGGCUUAGGCCUGGGAAGAUCAAACCGCUUGACUGAACCCGACGGAGCUCAAUCUACGGUUACGAAAGUCCCCGACUGUGGUGUAUAUACGACUCUUGUUUUAGCCACGGCUCAUGCUUUGGUCAAGCUCGACGAGGGUGACAUUGUUGGUGACCCCAUGGAAAAGGCUACAUUGACAGCUCUCAACUGGACUCUGGGUAACAAUGAUACCUUGACAAAUGUUCCACCAUCAAAGUCAAAGAAGGCAUAUUCAACAGCGGGUGCAUCCCACAUUGUUCAAAUCAAACGACGUUUCCAAUUCUCAUCUGCUCUCAAACGCCAAAGCUCUGUGGCAAUGGUAUCUAUCACGGAUCCAAAGACAGGACGGCGAGGCAAGGGUACUUUCGUUGGUGUCAAAGGUGCUCCGGAGACAAUCGCUAAGAUGCUCGUGGACGUCCCUCCUAAGUACGAGGAAACCUUCAAAUACUUCACCAGAAACGGAGCUAGGGUUCUUGCCCUUGCAUACAAAUACCUCUCUACCGAGGCCGAACUUGGUCAGAAACGCAUCAACGAUCUAACGCGGGAAGAAGUUGAAGCCGGACUGACUUUCGCCGGAUUUUUGGUUCUGCAAACACCUCUGAAGGAAGAUGCCAUCAGAGCUGUCCAGAUGUUAAACGAAAGCAGUCACCGAGUCGUGAUGAUUACUGGGGAUAAUCCUCUGACAGCGGUUCAUGUUGCACGACAAGUCGAGAUUGUUGACCGGGACUGUCUAAUCUUGGACGCGCCGGAACAUGAUGAUUCAGGCAAGAAGCUAGUCUGGCGCAGUGUCGAUGAGAAAACUAUCAUACCUGUCGACCCAACUGCGGCCAUCGAUCCAAAAAUUCUUGAGACGAAAGAUUUGUGUGUUACAGGUUAUGCCCUUUCUAAGUUUACUGGACAGAAAGCCUUUAUGGAUUUGUUGAGACACACUUGGGUCUAUGCCCGAGUGUCUCCAAAGCAAAAAGAGGAGAUUCUGAUUGGUCUUAAAGAUCAAGGAUAUACCACUCUCAUGUGUGGUGACGGCACGAACGAUGUUGGUGCUUUGAAACAGGCUCAUGUUGGAGUAGCACUUCUCAAUGGUUCACAAGAAGACCUCACCAAGAUUAGUGAGCACUUUAGAACCACCAAAAUGAAGGAGAUCUAUGAGAAGCAAGUUCAGCUCAUGAAGCGAUUCAACCAGCCAGCACCACCUGUCCCACCUGGAAUUGCUCAUCUCUACCCUCCUGGUCUAAGCAAUCCACAUCACGAGAAAGCGAUCAAGGCUAUUGCUGAGAAGAAGGGCAUCAGCCUUGAGAACGGUGAUGCCGAAAACGGAGGUCUCGAGACCAUUACAUCACCUGGAGCUCAAGCCAUUCAGCAAUCAAAUGUCCAUCUCACGCCCAAGCAACGAAAACAGCAAGAGGCUCAACAGAAAGCUGCCAGCUGGGCUGAUAAAUUCACUUCGUCCAUGAUGGAGAAUGAACUCGACGAUAGCGAACCACCUACGAUUAAGCUGGGUGAUGCUUCCGUUGCCGCACCGUUCACUAGCAAGUUGGCUAAUGUCGUUGCCAUUCCGAACAUCAUUCGCCAAGGUCGAUGCACUCUGGUCGCAACCAUCCAGAUGUACAAAAUUCUCGCCCUCAAUUGCUUGAUCAGUGCGUACUCUUUGUCCGUGAUCUACCUGGCUGGCAUCAAAUUUGGUGACGGGCAGGUCACGAUCAGUGGUAUGCUCAUGUCCGUGUGUUUCUUGUCGAUAUCACGAGCAAAGCCCGUCGAAGCAUUAUCACGAGAACGACCACAGCCAAACAUUCUCAACGCCUACAUCUUGGGAUCCGUCCUAGGUCAAUUUGCCAUCCACUGUGCCACAUUGAUCUACCUCUCCAGAGUUGUCUAUUCCAUCGUUCCUCCAUCUGAUGAGAUUGAUCUGGAGGGUGAAUUCGAACCCAGCUUGCUCAAUAGUGCGGUGUAUCUCAUGCAGCUCAUUCAGCAAGUGUCGACUUUCGCCAUCAAUUACCAGGGUAGACCCUUCCGUGAGAGUAUCAAGGAAAAUCGAGGCAUGUAUUGGGGUCUCUUGGCUUGUUCGUUUGUGGCUUUUGCUGGUAGCACGGAAUUCCUGCCAGAGCUCAACGAGAAAUUACGACUUGUGCCCUUCAGGAGCGACUUCAAGUGGACCUUGACGACUCUCAUGGUUGUCGACUUUUGUGGCUGUUGGGUUGUAGAGCAAAUCCUCAAAAAUCUCUUCAGUGACUUCAGACCCAAGGAUAUCGCAAUCAAGAGACCGGAUCAAGUUGCUCGUGAUGAGAAGCGCAAAAGAGAGCUCAUGGAAAAGGCCGAGCAGGAAAGGAUUGCGGCAAUCGAGGAAAAACGAGGAGUCGCCAACAACACCGGGCCAGCCGCCGGGCGCAAGUAGGUGCCGAACUAGGAAGAUGCUGGAGUACUACUAUCUAGAGUGGAAGGGUUGUAUAGAAGAACUAGACCAAUGUCAUUGAAAUACUGUUACGGA